Physcomitrium patens is the source of this 2033-nucleotide messenger RNA. RefSeq names its product ADP-ribosylation factor GTPase-activating protein AGD12. Lineage: Eukaryota; Viridiplantae; Streptophyta; Bryopsida; Funariales; Funariaceae. Gene Ontology annotation, molecular function: phospholipid binding; GTPase activator activity. The record is from RefSeq and is a predicted model, not a curated record.
UUUAUCGAAGCCAACUUUUGUAUUUAGUCUUCGUAUUUCAUGUAAUGGGUUUGUGGGUUGCAGUGUAGAGAGGCUUUGAUUUUCUGACACUGGAGUUGUUUGUUUAGCAAUUAUUGUGGGACUCGUUAGGUUUGGGAGUUGCAAGCUUUUCAGCGCUUGGACUGCGGUGACUCAGCUGUAGGGGUCUUCUGCUGUGGGCUUCGUUGCUAGACUUUUAGUUUUUUUCUCGCUUCUGUGGGAUUUCGGGGGAGGAUGAAGGAAGAAUCGUGGAGUAUUGGGAUUUCUUUUGGUUAGGUGCAGUUUUUGGAGGUUGUUUGAGAUGGGUUUGUCUUUAUACCGAAGUGUGUUGAAGAGAAGAGGGUUUAAUGUUUGGACUGUGUGUGUAUCCUACAGCAGUCCUCUUAGUUCAUUGCUGUUUCCAGGGAGAUGAGUUGUGCUUUGGGUUUCGAAAUUGUGUCUAGGCAGGUGGGAAGGUGGAUUAAGCUAAGGAAGUUAGGAGUAGUUAGGAGAACGGCAUAGCUACGCAAUUUGGUUGAGGAGGAGCGAGGGUGAAAUGUUGCAUUUGGCUAGACGGUGGCACAAUCUCCCUGGUCGCUAAAUGAAAUCAUAAGAACAAGAAUAAUAACGAGAAUAAUCGUUUCUAGAUACUUAAGAAAUGAACAGGCUAAAGAAAUUGCGCCAACAACCAGAUAACCGCAUUUGUGCGGAUUGUGGAGCGCCAGAUCCAAAAUGGGCAUCAACAAGUAUAGGGGUGUUUCUAUGUAUCAAAUGUUCUGGGGUGCACCGCAGCCUUGGUGUACACAUCUCGAAAGUUGUAUCUGUAACGCUGGAUGAUUGGUCAGAUGAGCAAGUUGACCUUAUGGAGGCCAUAGGUGGCAAUGCAUCCGCUAAUUCAGUCUACGAAGCUUGCAUGCCCUCUGAUGUACGAAAACCUUCUCCAGAUGCAUCUGUUGAUGAGCGUUCUGAAUUUAUAAGGCGGAAGUACGAGGAUCAGGAAUUCUUGAAACCAAACUUGCGAAUGAAAUCACAACCCACCUCUCGUGCAAGGACUAUUACCUCACAAGUAGAUAACCCUUCAGCACCUAGUAACAUGGGUUCCAUGAAUACCAACAGGGAUUCUACUUACAGUAGUAGCACGAAUUCGAUGAAUAGCAAUCGUGACUCACUUGGGCUGAGCCAUUGCGGCAACGUAUCUGGCAGGUUUAGCAACUUAAGGAUAUCAUCUGCCUGUGCUCCAAGUCGUAAAGGUGGUGACUUAGUGUCCCGUACGAUUUCCAACCCAAGCACGGCUGGCAUGGUUGAGUUCUUGGGAAUGCUGAAAGUGAGAAUUGUAAGGGGGACAAACUUGGCUGUCCGAGAUCUGUUGUCUAGUGACCCCUAUGUUGUUGCCACGCUUGGAGCACAGACCGCUAAAACCAAGGUGGUGAACAGAAAUCUUAAUCCGGUCUGGAAUGAAGAGCUCAUGUUCUCUGUACCAAGUCCUCCGCAGCCACUCAAGCUGCAAGUGUUCGAUCACGACGUCCUUUCAGCGGAUGAUUCAAUGGGAGAGGCAGCAAUAGACCUUGAACCGCUUAUUUUGGCUGCGCAAAUGCAUCAAGGCAUGUUUGAAGAGUUUGGGUGCGAACAAAUAGGAAAGUGGCUGGCUACAGAUGACAACGCCCUUGUGAAAGAUAGCAACAUCGAGGUCAUCGAUCGACAAAUCAAACAGGAUGUGCACUUGAAGCUUCAGAACGUGGAGAGGGGGCAGAUCGAAGUUUCUCUUGAAUGGGUUCCUCUCAGCGGGUUCUAAACUAUCUCCCUCAACACUUGUGCUUACACUGCCAAUUUGUUUUGGAGUCUGCCCAUCAAAUUACCUUAUCAAUCCUUUUUUGAGGGGGUUUUUUUUUUUUUUUUUUUUUUUUUUUUUUUUUUUUCUGCCUUCAAUGACUGGCCUCUAUCACUUCCAGCUCGACAAGCUCUCAACGUACAGACUCAACACAAAAGAACCUGGUGUAACAAUUUUCGUUUUUUAUUUAUUUUUAUUUAUUUAUUCA